This is a messenger RNA of Oncorhynchus tshawytscha (Chinook salmon), 1438 nucleotides long. Its product is annotated as macrophage mannose receptor 1-like. Bases 94 to 1296 code for a protein of 400 amino acids. The record is from RefSeq and is a predicted model, not a curated record. The transcript is spliced from 6 exons. NCBI's taxonomy places the organism in Eukaryota, Metazoa, Chordata, Actinopteri, Salmoniformes, Salmonidae.
CGAGAUAGAGAUAGAGAGACAGAGAGAGAGAGAGACAGAGAGAGACAGAGAGAGACAGAGCGAGAGUAAGAGAGUUUUCUUCAAACAACAGUGAUGGAAACGUUGUUGUAUCUCACCCUGCUCAUCUCAGGAUUCUACACACCUUCCUCAUGUCUUCAUCACUAUCACCUCAUUUCCAUCAAUAUGAUCUGGACUGAUGCCCAGAGUUACUGCAGAGCACAUUACACUGAUCUGGCUACAGUAGAUGACAUGGAGGACCAGAACAGGCUGAUUACCAGUGUCAGUUUUGAUGGUUGGUUCUGGAUCGGACUGAAGAAGGGAGACUCCAUGAAGUGGCACUGGUCUCUGGCAGACAGACGUUUCUACAGAGAGGGGGAGACUGAGUUCAGAAACUGGGACACUGGAACACCCCAAAAUGGUAACUGUGCUUUAAUGAGUACAUCUGGGUUGUGGAACAACACCUCCUGUGAUGACCAGCAUCACUUCAUCUGUUAUGAUGGAAAACAAGACACCAACCUAACAUACGUCUUAAUUCAGGAGAACAAGGCCUGGAUAGAUGCUCAGAGUUACUGCAGACAGUAUCACACAGACCUGGUCAGUGUGAGGAACCAGACUGAGAACACAGAGAUGGAGCAGAAGAUAUCACUGACGGGACUUCCUGUGUGGAUCGGUCUGUUUCAAGACUGCUGGAGAUGGUCAGACCAGAGUGAUUCCUCAUUUAGAAACGGGACAUUAGGACAUCCUGAUGCUUCAGGACAGAACUGUGUUGCAUUGUUUUUUGAAUCAGUUAAUUCUGCUGAAUGGGUAAAACAUCCCUGUGACCACAGACAUAAUUUCAUCUGCAAUAUUGACACAGAUGUGAAGACCACGACUGCCCCUCUGCCCACACCCACAACCACCCUUUCCACCCCGACCACAACCACAACCACGCCUUCCACCCCGACAACAACCACAACCACGCCUUCCACCCCGACCACAACCACGAUUGCCCCACAGAUCUUACACAAGACUACCACCCCAACCCCUGAGAAACCUCAACUGAAGAGACAGGUGGUGAGAAUGAAGAUGACCCCAAAGGAUCCAAAUAUGAACCUCAGUGAUCCUGCUGUUCAGGACUCCAUCUUACAAGAGAUAAGGAACAAGCUGAAGGAGCAGGGGUUACCUGCAGACACCAAAGUGACAUGGAAAAAGCAGCCUGAUGGGAAGGUCUUCCACAAGGAGGAAGAGGGGUUUCUCAAGAAAGAAGAGGAGGAGAAGAAGAUGAAGAAGAGUAUGAUGACAAAGAGAGAACUCUAAUUAUGUCAAAUGUUCUCUCCUUUUUUAUUUAGAUUAAUUAUCUGUACUAGGAUGUAUUUUCUGAACCUAAUUAAAUGUGUUUUAUUAAAUAAAUUGUUUAUUAUAAACAUUAAUAGUGUUUUAUCUUGAGAUGUUGUUAUUG